Molecule: messenger RNA, 3952 nt
Organism: Cicer arietinum (chickpea)
Lineage: Eukaryota; Viridiplantae; Streptophyta; Magnoliopsida; Fabales; Fabaceae
Product: probable sucrose-phosphate synthase 3
Biological process (GO): sucrose metabolic process
Molecular function (GO): sucrose synthase activity; sucrose-phosphate synthase activity
Source: RefSeq, a predicted model, not a curated record
CACCCUUUUUCCUCUUUCUUCCCCAUGCAACCAUGAUUUCACUUACUUCACAUCACAAUCAAAACAACAAAAACACGUUUCUACCUAUUUUCAUUCUCUCCAAACAAACAACGCCUUAAACCACCAUCACACCUUCUCAUUCUUUCAAUUCUAUUGCUUCCUUGCCAUUCAAGAAACCUCCCCUCACUUACACUAUUCUCAAGGAACAUUGCAUUGCUUAAACAAACACAAACAAACCCACUUUUCCAUUUUAAAAUCUCUAAAUUUUCUUCUUUUCUUUUAUUUCUCUAAGACUAAAUUGCUACUAAUUGAUUUUGUGUCGGUCACAUCUGACCGCAACUCUCUACAAUAUCAAAUAUUAUGGUAUCAAUGAUAUUUGACAGAGAUUCUAUAUGGUAUCAAAGAUCGUAGUCAAUUUUGAUUGACAUUACAUCAGUCACACAUACAAAUCUUAGUGUAAUUCUCUACAAUAUCAAAGAUCAUUAUAUGAAUUAUAUUUGACUAUAAUUCUCUACAAUAUCAAAAUCGUAGCUGCACCUGCAAUUUAAAACAUUGUUGAGGAUUGAAAAAAGUGAGAAAGUAUAGUGAUGGCUGGAAAUGAAUGGAUAAAUGGGUAUCUAGAGGCUAUACUAUCAACUGGUGCAUCAACCAUUGAAGAGCAAAAGCCAGCACAAGUGACACUACGAGAUGGAGGACAUUUCAAUCCAACAAAGUACUUUGUGGAAGAAGUGGUGGCAAGUGUUGAUGAAUCUGAUUUAUAUCGCACUUGGAUCAAAGUUGUCGCCACACGCAACACAAGGGAGAGAAGUUCAAGGUUGGAGAACAUGUGUUGGCGUAUUUGGCACCUUGCACGAAAGAAGAAGCAGUUGGAAUGGGAGGAAGUCCAAAGAGUGACGAACAGAAGAUGGGAGAGAGAACAAGGACGCAGAGAGGCAACAGAGGACUUGUCAGAAGACUUGUCAGAAGGAGAGAAAGGUGACAAUAUUGUUGAGAUGGUGCAAAGUGAGACUCCAAGAAAGAAAUUCCAGAGGCAGGUUUCUAAUUUGGAAGUGUGGUCUGAUGAUAAAAAGGAAAAGAAGCUUUAUAUUGUCCUCAUAAGUUUGCAUGGACUGGUAAGAGGAGAAAACAUGGAGCUUGGUCGAGAUUCCGACACUGGUGGACAGAUCAAAUAUGUGGUAGAGCUUGCUCGCGCGCUAGCGAAAAUGCCAGGAGUAUAUAGAGUUGAUCUAUUUACGCGCCAAAUCUCAUCGCCAGAAGUUGAUUGGAGCUAUGGAGAACCAACAGAAAUGCUAACUGCGGGCGACGAUGAUGAUAACAUUGGAGAGAGCAGUGGUGCAUAUAUAAUAAGAAUACCAUUCGGUCCGCGCGAUAAAUAUCUUCCAAAAGAACUUCUUUGGCCUUAUGUUCAAGAAUUUGUUGAUGGAGCAUUAACACAUAUUCUCAAUAUGUCAAAAGCAUUGGGUGAACAAGUUGGUGGAGGACAACCUGUUUGGCCAUAUGUAAUUCAUGGACAUUAUGCAGAUGCUGGAGAUAGCGCUGCUAUUCUUUCGGGCGCUUUGAAUGUACCGAUGGUUCUGACUGGUCAUUCGCUCGGAAGAAACAAACUCGAACAACUUCUUAAACAAGGACGCCAAUCAAAGGAGGAUAUCAACUCAACAUAUAAGAUGAUGAGAAGGAUUGAAGCAGAAGAACUUUCUUUGGAUGCUGCUGAACUUGUUAUCACUAGUACAAAACAAGAAAUUGAGGAGCAGUGGGGACUUUAUGAUGGAUUUGAUGUCAAGCUUGAGAAAGUAUUGCGUGCUCGCGCUAGACGUGGUGUCCAUUGUCACGGUCGAUACAUGCCAAGGAUGGCGGUUAUUCCACCUGGUAUGGACUUUAGCAAUGUUGUGAUACAAGAAGAUUGUCCUGAUGUUGAUGGAGAGCUUGCUCAACUUACUGGUGGUGGUGUUGAAGGGUCUUCUCCAAAAGCAGUGCCUACAAUUUGGUCAGAAGUUAUGCGUUUCUUUACAAAUCCUCACAAACCUGUGAUCUUGGCUUUAUCAAGACCAGAUCCAAAGAAGAACUUAACUACUCUUUUGAAAGCAUUUGGAGAAAGUCGUCCCUUAAGAGAACUUGCUAACCUUAUGCUGAUAAUGGGAAAUAGAGAUGACAUAGAUGAGAUGUCUUCUGGGAACGCUAGUGUGCUUGUAACAGUAUUGAAGUUGAUUGAUAAGUAUGAUCUCUACGGGCAAGUGGCAUACCCUAAACACCACAAGCAGUCUGAUGUUCCAGACAUAUAUCGUUUAUCGGCAAAAACAAAGGGUGUUUUCAUAAAUCCUGCUUUAGUAGAGCCUUUUGGUCUUACUUUAAUUGAGGCAGCAGCACAUGGCCUUCCAAUGGUGGCCACUAAAAAUGGAGGACCUGUCGACAUUCAUAGGGCUCUCAAUAAUGGUUUGCUUGUGGACCCUCAUGAUCAACAAGCAAUUACUAGUGCAUUGCUCAAGUUGUUGUCAGAGAAAAACCUAUGGCAUGAAUGCAGGAAAAAUGGUUGGAAGAAUAUACACCUAUUCUCAUGGCCUGAACACUGUCGCACUUAUUUGACUCGAGUAGCAGCUUGCAGGAUGAGGCAUCCACAAUGGCAGACUAGUACUCCAGUGGAUGACAUGACUGCUGGCGAGUCGUUCAAUGAUUCGCUUAAAGAUGUACAGGACAUGUCCCUUAGGCUCUCCAUCGAUGGUGACUUGGCCGGCGCAACUGGUGGAGCUGAUAUGCAAGACCAAGUUAAGAGGGUACUAAGCAAAAUGAAGAAAUCAGAUUCUGAUGUAUUGAUUGAACUGCCUGCUGACAAGUAUCCUCUUUUGAGACGAAGGCGUAGGUUGAUCGUUAUAGCAGUCGAUUCGUAUGAUGAUAAUGGAGCUCCGGAUAAAAAUAUGAUUCAAAUAGUGCAAAGAAUUAUUAAAGCUGUUCAACUAGACACUCAAACUGCUAGAGUUUCAGGAUUUGCUUUGUCAACUGCUAUGCCAAUGCUACAAACAAUUGAGUUUCUUAAAUCUGCAAACAUUCAAGUAAAUGAUUUUGAUGCUUUGAUUUGUAGUAGUGGGAGUGAACUUUACUAUCCUGGUGCUUAUACUGAAGACGGAAAACUUGCUCCUGAUCCCGAUUAUGAAGCGCAUAUCGACUAUCGUUGGGGUUGUGAAGGUUUAAAGAAAACUAUUUGGCAUCUUAUGAAUACUGCUGAAGGUGAAGCAAACGCUUCCAGCCCUAUUCAAGAAGAUGUGAAAUCAAGUAAUGCACAUUGCAUCUCAUACAUAAUAAAGGAUCUUAGUAAGACGAAGAGAGUUGAUGACUUGAGGCAGAAGCUUAGGAUGCGAGGCCUACGAUGUCAUCUGAUGUACUGCAGGGGGACAUCAUAUAUGCAAGUUAUUCCACUCCUUGCAUCUAGAGCACAGGCACUCAGGUAUCUCUUUGUCCGUUGGAGACUGAAUGUUGCAAACAUGUAUGUAAUUCUUGGAGAAACUGGGGACACUGAUUAUGAGGAAUUGAUUUCUGGAACUCACAAAACAAUAAUCAUGAAAGGUGUGGUGUCUAAAGGUUCAGAAGAAAAACUUAGAGGUCCAGGAAGUUACCAAAGAGGUGAUGUUGUACCAGAUGAGAGUCCUCUUGUUGCAUCUAUUACUGAAACAUCUGAGGAAAAUAUUGCUCAUACUUUGAAGGAACUAUCUAAAUCUCAAGGAUGAUUUGAAGUGCUUAAGUAAAAACAGCUAUAGGUGUAAUUUUCUAUAUUAUAUUAUAGGUUUAAAUAUGAUUUUUGUUGGUAUUAAUUACUUAAGUUUUUUUAUUUGUUUAUGUGUAUGAUAUCAACGACUUAAAAGACGAAGAAAAAAAAACUUUGUAUUUGUAGGAACUAAAAUGAUAAUUAAAUCUAUAUUUUAUUACAUUUUGUAAAAAACUAUUAGUUACUAUGACAGUUACC